This is a messenger RNA of Scheffersomyces stipitis CBS 6054, 273 nucleotides long. It is a transcript of the gene TIM8, whose product is annotated as protein transporter. Lineage: Eukaryota; Fungi; Ascomycota; Pichiomycetes; Serinales; Debaryomycetaceae. The coding region runs from base 1 to 273 and encodes 90 amino acids. The record is from RefSeq and is a predicted model, not a curated record. The transcript has a single exon.
AUGGCCUCCGUAUCGCAAACUGCCUUGCAGAAUCUCGAUGACACCUCCAGAAAGGAAAUCAUGCAAUUUGUCGAAUCUGAACAGUCUAAGUCUAAGGUUCAAUUAUCUAUUCACAACUUCACUGAUAUGUGCUUUAAGAAAUGUAAUGCCAACAAGCCUAUAACAAGUGGCAAUUUGGACACCAACGAAGAGCAGUGUUUAACCAACUGCUUGAACAGAUUCUUAGAUACAAACAUUAAGGUUGUUCAGGCUUUACAAGGUACCCAGAAAUAG